GGGAGUGUGGGGGACAGACAGAGGGGGCCCCUGGCUGAGGGCUGUGGACAUUAGAAUAAAAGAUGAACUUCUCCCGGGCUCACCCCCAGAGCCGCUCCUGAUCCUUCUGCCUAAUGCCUCACCUCCCUGCGUGGACGGAGGGAGUGUCCACAGCUUGGAGACUCCGGCUCUGAUGGACAAAGGGCCCCUGAUUCUUAUGGUGUUCAAAUGGAGACGGCAAGUUCCCCUUGGCUCUCGGGCUGCCUCCUCGCCCUCGUCUUCCUCCAGCUGCCCGCACACCUGUCAGGGGACUCCGACCGGCUCCACCUGGCCCCGCUAGGGGGCACAGCCAGGCUGCUCUGUCCCCUCACCCUGUGGUCGUUCGAGGACGUCACCGAGGUGCGCUGGCUGCGGACCCCGACUCCCGGGCCCGCCCAGGUGGUUCACGUGUUCCGGGACGCGGGAGACCGCCUGGAAGACGUGGUGGCGGGAUACAAGGGGAGGACGGCGCUCCUGAGAGACGGCCGCCUGGGAAACGUCUCUUUGGAGAUCCGCGCGGUCCGGCUGGAGGACCGAGGGCCCUACCGCUGUCGGGUCCAGAUUGGAAACUUGAGUCGGGAGGGCACCGUGAAUCUGCAGGUGGCAGUUCUAGGCUCCGAUCCUUACAUCCACGUGAAGGGCUUCGACGCUGGAUGGAUCCAGCUGGUGUGCAGGUCGGUGGGAUGGUUCCCAAGGCCUCGGGCCGAGUGGAGAGACCCUCAAGGCAAGGCGCUUCCAUCGGAGACCGAGACCUCUUCCCUGGACCAAGCCGGGCUCUUCGAAACAGCGAUAUCCAGCAAAGUCAAGGACAGCACUGUGGGCAACGUGUCCUGCGCCAUCCGCAACGUGGCGCUUGGCCAAGAGAAGAGCGCAGCCAUGGUCGUGGCAGCCCCAUCUCCAGGGAGGAUCUCCUCCUCAGAAGUGGCUCUUGCUGUGAUCCUGCCUGUCCUGGGACUUCUCAUUGUGGUGGGCGUUUGCUUCCUCUGGAAGCAAAGAAGAUCAAGAGAGAAGCUUCUCUAUGAACAGGCGAUGGAGGUAGAAAAUCUUCUCUCAGACCAUGCCAGAGAAAAAGGAAGGCUCCAUAAAGCCCUCAAGAAACUCCGGAGUGAACUGAAGUUGAAAAGAGCUGCCGCCGACUCAGGCUGGAGGAGGGCCCGGCUGCACUUCGUGGCGGUGACCCUGGACCCCGACACGGCGCAUCCCAAACUCAUCCUGUCUGAGGACCGCAGGUGCGUGAAGCUCGGAGACAGAAGGCAGCCUGUGCUUGAUAACCCCCAGAGGUUUGAUUUCGUCGUCAGUGUCCUGGGCUCUGAGUACUUCGUAGCUGGUUGUCACUACUGGGAGGUGAACGUGGGAGACAAGACCAAAUGGAUCCUGGGGGUGUGCAGCGAGUCAGUGAGCAGGAAGGGGAAGGUCACGGCCUCGCCCGCCAACGGACACUGGCUUAUGCGGCAGAGCCGUGGGAACCAGUAUGAAGCUCUCACAUCUCCACAGACCUCCUUCCGUCUGAAAGAGCCGCCGCGCUGCGUGGGGAUUUUCCUGGACUACGAAGCAGGAAUCAUCUCCUUCUACAAUGUGACCGACAAAUCCCACAUUUUUACUUUCACCCACACGUUCUCUGGCCCCCUCCGCCCUUUCUUUGAACCUUGCCUUCACGAUGAAGGGAAAAACACGGCUCCUCUAAUUGUCUGUUCAGAACUCCAGAAAUCAGAGGAGUCAAUUGUCCCCAAGCCAGAUGGAAAAGGCCACGCUAAUGGAGAUGUGGCCCUGAGGGUGGACUCUUCCCUGCUGCCCCCUCAGGCACCAGAGCUUUCCCCACACAGGGACUUGACCCUGCCUUGGCCCCCUGACGUUGGCCCCGCCCUCCAGGGGCUCAAGGUUCCUUAUUUUUAAGAAGGUGCCUCAUUGCCUGCUCCCCUGCCCAUCCAGCCUCGUGCUCCGGCCCAACGUUGGAUUCUGGAACAGCACAUCUUCUCUCCCCGAAUUCAGACCCUUUUGUGGCUUCUAUUCAUGCCACUUAUCUCCCAGUUCUAAACCCCCGUCUCCUGCUGCGGACUCGAAGUUCCCACUGCCCUGGGAGAACCCUUGCAAACCAAAUGAACAACCAGAUUAGGUGAAGGCGGUGAUGUUGAAGGUGCCCCACUGAGAUACAGCGUCCUCCAUCCGAAGCGCUCUUUAGGAGGACUUCGUCCGACCUCACCCUGCGCUCCGGCUUUUAGUCGUGGGGUUACCAGACCCGGUCCCUGACUUAUCUCGACAAGAAUUGCUUUUCUCUCUCUCUCUUUCUCUUUUUUAUUUAGUUCAGGCCCUAAGCCCUCAAAGCCAGUUUUUUAAAAGUAAACAUAUUUUGGGUCAAACAUUCUUUCUUCAUCCUUCUGGACUAACGGGUGAGGAGGACAGGAGAUAAAACAUACUCUCCUUUUCUAUUUCCUUGGUGCUGUUCACAGUGUAGUUCCAUGAUAUCCAGAGCUAAUGCACAUGUUUCCAAAGCUAAUUUACUUGUUAGUGAUAACCAGGUACAGGGACUUUACUUACUUUAUUUUAUUUUUAAUCCUUAUUGAAGGAUAUGUGUAUUGAUUUGAGAGAGAGAGAGAGAGACAUCAAUGUGAGAGAGAAACAUCCAUCAGUUGCCUCCCAUAAGUGCCCCAACUGGGGAUUGAACCUGCUACCUAUGUAUGUGCCCUGACUGGGAAUCGAACCUUCAACCUUUUGGUGUACAGGAUGAUGCUUCAACCAACUGAGCCACCCAGCCAAGGGAAGGCACAGGGACUUUAACUGUGGUAGCUGGAAUCCCCAAAAGCCUUGGGAGCAGUCAGGGAGCUGGGAAGCACGACUUCAAACAGCAGGCCAGCUGCGUGUGGCCCGGCAAAGACGGCUGUGGGUGAGUCAGUCUGUUGCCGCGGCCAUUUUGCACAUCUUUCUGAGAUUCAGAGAGGCCCAGCUAGAAAAAGUGGCAGUUUUAACUACCAAUGGGGUCUUUUCCCCCAUAAGACAUGAAACUGGAAGACUUGACUGUUUGUGUAGCACACUCUUCCCUUGGGUCGGAGAAUAAUGAUUUUAAAUAGGAAUUUGAUAGACCAGGUGUGAGGAUAAAAUAAUGAAUCUGAUUUUGUGGUGUGGAUUGCAGAAAGAAGUCUAGUCUCUUUCAAGUCAUACCAUAUGUCUGGUCUGGCCUCUUUUUGCAGAGACUAGCUCUCAGUGUGCAGAUGGGCACUCAGUUCUGCCCAACCCAAACUGGAGGGAUCCAGGGGGGCCAGUGAUCUAGUUCCUGCCACAGUCUGGAGGCCCAAGACCCAGGAGAGCCUACGGCAUAAUCCCAGCGUGAAGGCCGACAGGCUUGAGACGCAGGGAGGACUGACGUUCAGUUUGAGCCUGAACGUGGGAAAAAGCGGGUGUCUCGUUUGAAGGCUGUCUGGCAGGAAGAAUAUCACUAGGGGAAGGGUCAGCCCUUUGGUUCUAUUCAGGCCUUUAACCGACUGGAUGAGGCCCGCCCAUGUUAGGGAGGUCAAUCUACUUUACUCAAGCUAAUGAGUUAAAUCUUCUCAUCCAAAAGUACUCUUACAGAAACAUCUAGAACAGUUGACCAAAUAUCUGGGCACCCUGUGGCCUAGUCAAGUUGAUACAUAAAAUAUAAACACCAUAGUGCUUGAGUAGAAUUUUUUAAAAGAUUUUAUUUAUUUAUCUUUAGAGGGGAAGGGAAGGAGAGAAGGAGAGAAACAUCAAUGUAUGGUUGCCUUUGGUGGGUCCCCCUGCUGGGAAUUGGCCUGCAGGGAACCGGCCUGCAACCCAGGUAUGUGCCCUGACUGGGAAUCGAACCCUGAUUGGUUCACAGGCCCGCGCUCAAUCCAAGCCGGGGCUUUGAGUAGAAUUUUUCAUUUGCUUUUGUAUAGUUCUUAAAUAAAAGUUUGGCAUCCAUUGUUGUUAUUUACAUUGUGAAUGAGAAGUUGAAGGAAAAGGCUUUGGACUGAUAAGAGAAAAACACAUCAUGGAUUUGGUUUCCAAACAGCUUUGACUCCACCGAGCAAGCUUUAAUCACAGUUAAAAAUAAAGUCACAGUUUUAUUUCUGAGCCUACCUUCUGAGCAUUUUAUUUGAACCAAUUUAUAAAGUAAUAGUAUAGGGGGUAUUUAUAUUUCAUCCAUCCACACUCAGUUUCAAAACUACUUUCCUGAAUAUCCCAAUCUUAAAACGCACAUUGUUCACGCUGGCUUCACCCGAGAAUUUACCAGCAGGAAAGAAACCUGUCAUUUGUGGAGGCAGAAGCUUGAUAUAUCCUCACAACAAUUCUGCCAGGAAUUUUACAGCGGAGGAAAAUAGUGCUCCCAAAUAGCUGGGUGCUAGAACUGGGAUUCUAAAUCUGGUUUAUCCAGCCCUGAAGACUAUUGUCUUUGCAAUGAAACGCUGUGAAGAUAUGACAGGCCUGCUCAUUUAGGCUACCUAUUCAUUUAGGCUUUUUUUUUCUUUUAUAACUGAAGCCUAAGGAAAAGAAAUCCUAAUCCUCGUUCCGUCAGGAUUGAUGAGCAACAAUCAGGUUUCACUACGUAGGACUCAGAAAAAUCCCUGUGCCAGGGUGUCAGGAGAUCCAAAGGCGGCUCUUCGGACAGGGAACCUCUAGCUUCUCUGACAAGUGGAUUGGGUUUGUUGAUCUUUAAACUCCUUCCAGUUCUACAAUCCUUUGAUUUCCAAUUAUGAACCUCGACGGAGGCUCGGGAACUCCAAGCUUCGUGGGAUGUCUACAGGACCGGCAACACUCACCAACUCAUGGGGUAAUGGCAGCUCUUACACAUUCUACCUCUUCCCAGACCAGUGGCCCGGCACAUUGGGCUUUUAACGCCGAAGCGCAGAAGGAAAUUUGACAACCUUAGGAGGAAACUCAGUGUCCACCGCUGGGCUCAA
Messenger RNA from Artibeus jamaicensis (Jamaican fruit-eating bat), 4913 nucleotides. It is a transcript of the gene ERMAP, whose product is annotated as erythroblast membrane associated protein (Scianna blood group). Gene Ontology annotation, biological process: regulation of cytokine production; T cell receptor signaling pathway. Gene Ontology annotation, cellular component: external side of plasma membrane. NCBI's taxonomy places the organism in Eukaryota, Metazoa, Chordata, Mammalia, Chiroptera, Phyllostomidae. The coding region runs from base 208 to 1911 and encodes 567 amino acids. The record is from RefSeq and is a predicted model, not a curated record. The transcript has 12 exons. Gene Ontology annotation, molecular function: signaling receptor binding.